Messenger RNA from Aspergillus tanneri, 8643 nucleotides. RefSeq names its product Type I Polyketide synthases (Type I PKS). Lineage: Eukaryota; Fungi; Ascomycota; Eurotiomycetes; Eurotiales; Aspergillaceae. The coding region runs from base 1 to 8643 and encodes 2880 amino acids. Gene Ontology annotation, molecular function: phosphopantetheine binding; 3-oxoacyl-[acyl-carrier-protein] synthase activity; FAD binding. The record is from RefSeq and is a predicted model, not a curated record. Gene Ontology annotation, biological process: secondary metabolite biosynthetic process; fatty acid biosynthetic process. The transcript has 15 exons.
AUGGGGGAUAAACUUAAUUCAACACCAGGCAUCCACCGCGUGGCCUUCUUCGGGGGUCAAGGUAGCCGCGCUGUCUUCUCACAGGAGACUUCCAACACAGCCAUCCGACAUGUCAGGAGAUCUCACACCGCGGGCAAAGUCCUAGCGUCAUGCUAUAAUGCAUUUCUACAAGAGCUGGUAAACGCCAGAGAGCAAGAACACGGGCAAAAUUCAGUUCUGAUUGAGCUGGCGGAGCUUACAUCCUGCGAGUCGCUCCUGUCUCCUCCCACAACACAGCACAGCAACCCCAUCAUCCAGGGGGUAACGCUCCUGAUUCACCAAUUGCUCAGUUACCUGAACCAUGUUGAGGCAUGUGCAGCCUCUCCUGAGCCGCAACUAUCUUUGCAGGAGAUUAUGAACAAGUGGGACGAGGUGAUGGGUUUCUGCUCUGGGGUUAUACCAGCUCUCGUUAUUGCCACGUCCACCUCGAUCGAGGACUUCAUUCGAAGCAGUGAUCAUGCAGUUCGACUGGCAUUCUGGAUAGGUUAUCGUGUGGCCCUUUUCUGUGAAGACCGUGCAGGGCCCCAAUGGCGUGCCCGUCCCUGGUCAAUUGCCGUGAGUGGACUCAAGGAAGAGGACGUGGUUCAGUUUAACUCCAAGGACGGAAACGGCGCUGUCUGUUUCUCAGCACGAAUAAACCCCGACAUCAUCACCGUCACUGGAACGCCUUCAGCCCUUGAUCAGUUCAAAGACUUCGCACAGGGCAAUGGGGAGCCCAUCCCCGUACACGGCUGGUACCAUGGAGGCGACACAACGAAGUCAGUGGUCCAGAUGGUUCUACAGGAUAUCACCCGACGCUCCAUCUCUUUUCCAGCACGACCGUCCGUAUACAUACCCGUCCGAUCAACGGUUGAUGGCAGCCCUAUGACCCUGACGGGGGAGGUGACGCUCGCAGAAACAGCAGUCCGGAUCAUCCUCACUCACAGCCUGAAUUGGCAGCUAACCUGGGAGAGCCUAUAUUUUCGUGCGCUGAGGACGGAAGUGCAUGCAUUUGGGCCUCACUCACGCUCAUUCUUUGGUACCCGAUGGAAGAAUACACGCGUGGUUGAUCAUUCACUACCAGGGAUACCGAAGACUCCGCCUGCAGAUAUUGCGAUCGUGGGUAUGUCUGUGAAUUUCCCAUCUGCGAACAAUAAAGAGGCACUCUGGAACAACCUGGAGAAGGGAGUCAAUACUGUCCAAACGAUACCGGAAACGAGAUUCAAGAUUUCCGAAUAUACAUCGGAUGACCCAGACGGAAAGCCCGGCCUACGGUCAAUCUACGGUAAUUUCGUGGAGAAGCCUUGGGCAUUUGACCAUGCCUUCUUUGAUAUUUCCCCUCGUGAAGCUCGAUCAAUGGAUCCACAGCAAAAACUAUUACUCCAAGCUGCCCUUCACGCGCUGGAUGAUGCAGGAUACGUCCCCGAUUCCACCCCAUCUUUCCAGAAGGACUCCUUUGGUUGUUACGUUGGAAUUGCCACUGGGGAUUAUGUGGAUAACUUGCGAGAUGACAUCGACGUGUACUACAGCACAGGGACACUUCGAGCCUUUUUAAGCGGUCGAAUCUCCUAUAGUUUCAAGUUCAGUGGGCCCUCCAUGGUGGUCGACACCGCGUGCUCUGCAUCCUCCAUCGCCAUCUACCAAGCUUGCCAGGCUUUGACCAACGGUGAUUGUACUGCUGCUAUUGCUGGAGGUGCAAACGCCAUAAUCAGUCCGGACAUGUAUAUGGGCCUGGGGCGAGCACACUUUCUCAGUCCUACUGGCCAAUGUAAGGCCUUCGAUGCUGGUGCAGAUGGGUACUGUCGCUCCGAAGGGUGCGGUGUGUUUGUUCUCAAGCGACUGUCGGAUGCUUUAGAGGAGAACGAUCGCAUAUACGGUGUUAUUCGUGGUAUUGCAGUCAACCAGAGUGCAAACGCCAGCUCCAUCACUCGCCCUCAUUCAGAAACGCAGGCGAAGCUAUUCCGAACGGCCCUCUCCAGAGCUGGUGUGGAUGCUUCAUCCGUGGAUGUGGUCGAGGCUCAUGGGACCGGAACCCAGGCUGGAGACGCCGUCGAGAUAUCCAGCAUUCAGUCCGUCUUGGGGAAAGUCUCUCGCCAACGUCAGAAUCGCGUGUUUAUUACCUCGAUCAAGGGGAACAUCGGCCACGCAGAAGCCGCAUCCGGAGCAGCCAGUCUCGCUAAAGUGCUACUUAUGCUCAAGAACCACCGGAUUCCACCUCAGGUAGGAUUAAAGAAGAUCAACCCUAUACUUGCGGAUGCUCUGGCUACGGAUAUGCAGAUCACCACGGAGGGCGCGAACUGGAAAGCGCCUGUAGACAACCUGCCCCGGAGGGCAAUGAUCAAUAACUUUGGUGCAGCGGGUUCCAACUCUGCAAUGAUCGUUGAGGAGGCUCCUUCGAGUUAUUCGCAUGUUACUGAACGCAGUGCUUACCCGUUCUUAAUUUCGGCUCGAACUAUCAGAGCUCUGAAAGCGCGAGUGCAAGCAUACCGGCGUUCAAUCGAGGUAUCGAGAUCGAGCCUGAAACUACCCGACAUAUGCUACACAGCUACCGCUCGACGACGGCGCUACGAACACAUGGUGUCUAUAACCUGUGGUAAUGUGGAUGAUUUGCUGGCAAAGCUGAGGGAUCCUAUGUUUACCCGGACUCCAUCAAAAGGGAGGCCACUUAUCAUGGUGUUUUCCGGGCAAGGAGGCGCAUAUAGUGGCAUGGGACGUGAGCUACUGACAACGUCCCCUUUAUAUCAAACAUGUGUCGAUCGAUGUGAAAGCCUACUGGAAGAAAUGGGGUUUCCGAGCAUUCGUAGCAUGCUGGUGGGCGAUGUGAGCGUUGAAGAGAGCGACAACACCUACCUGUCCCAAACAGGCACCUUCGUGCUUCAAUAUGCUUUGGCCAGCGUCUGGAGGGCAUGGGGCAUUGAGCCUCAGGCGGUGAUUGGACACAGUCUGGGAGAGUAUGCGGCCAUGGUGAUUGCCGGCAUUAUGUCACUAGCAGAUGGUCUACGCCUUGUCGCAACGAGAGCCACUCUCAUUGCAGAUCUUUGUGCAGCUAAGGAGUCUGGUAUGAUGGCAUGCAAUCAGAGCGACCAGGAGAUGCUUCGGUUAAUCUCCCACCAUGAGGAUCUCUCGCACCUGCAGGUGGCCUGCCAGAAUACCCCUCAUGAUUCCGUAAUUGCAGGUCCAAUUGUCGAGCUGCAGGUUCUCGCUGAACGGUGCAAGCAGUCGGGGUAUAAAUGCAAGAUCCUUGCAGUGCCGUACGGAUUCCACUCGGCUGCUAUGGAUCCUAUUCUGGAGGAACUGCACAAGGUCGCAUCGUUGAUCACAUACUAUUCUACCAAAAUGCGCGUUGGGUCUACAGUGUACGGUGAAUUCCUGAGCUCGGUAGUGGACUCGGAUUACUUCGUUCGCCAAACCAGCGAUACAGUUAGAUUCGCUCAGCUACUACAGGCAAUCACUGAAGAUCAGGAGCUCUCCUCGGCGGUGUUCCUGGAGAUUGGCCCCUCCUCUCUUACUCUACCUAUGGUUCGCAAUGGGGUGUCGGAGCAUGAAGAGCACAGGUUCUUUAGCUCGUUGACUAGCAAACUCAGUGCCUGGGAAUCGCUUUCGAGCGCGGCUGUCAACCUCUCUUCCUUCUUUCCCAACAUUAACUGGCGUGCUGUUUUUGAUGGGACCGGUGCCUCGGUCGUCGAUGCUCCUGCAUACCCCCUUGAACAGUUCGAGAACUUUGUUCCAUACCGCGAGACUCGACUCGAAAUAUCCAACGAAGAAGCAACCAGUGCACGAGACACGAUCCUAGAUACCGGCCUCCUCGCUACGAAGCUGCGGAGACAGGAUAAAUUGUUUGAAACACCAGUGGAGUGUCUUGCCCCGUAUAUCAAUGGACACGUUGUGGGAGGAGUUGCUCUCUGCCCUGCCUCAAUCUACCAUGAGAUGGCUGUUGAAGCAGCGUCGCUAAACGGGGUCAGACCUGAUCAGAUGAUUGUAAUCACUGAUCUUACAUUUGACAACCCACUCGUGUACAGUGUCUCGCCCGAUGACCGGAUUGUUCAACUGCGGCUGGAGAAAGAGAAGCCAUUCCAGUUCUCCAGUUACUCGCCAUUGCAGCCGGAUAAUUCCAUCAUUCAUUGCUCGGGCACAUUAUCACUCGAGAGCAUCGCUACCACUACCAAGGCAUUUACACGGAAAACAGCCAUGAUCCAGCGACAGCUGUCCCAUCUGAAGUUGCGCCGAGAGCACUUCGACACCUUCAACACCAAUAUCCUUUACGAGACUAUUUUCACCCGCGUUGUGCGUUACGCGGAGAGCUACCGGUCCAUCCGCCAACUCACGGUAGCAGAUACAGGCCUGGAGGGAUAUGGCACGUUCAAGCUACCUAUCGUUCACCAGAAAUGCGUUCUGUCUCCUGCGUUCAUCGACACGCUGCUUCACAGUGUCGGGUUCAUGGCCAACAAUUGCGCCGCCAACUCCGAGGUCUACAUUUGUACCAAAGUCGAGUCUGCCCUGAUCCUAUUUCACGAGGUCGAUCAGAAGGACACAUUCUCCAUCUACUGCAGUCUUUUGAACGGCGACGAGAAUGUGCUUAUCGCCGACUCGUACGCUCUUUCUUCCAGUGGACGCCUCGUAGCUGCUGUUGAGGGUAUCCAUUUUAAAAAACUCAACCUGAAGGCAUUCCAUACCCACUUAUCUCGGUAUCAGACUAAUCUCAGGCUGCAACUCAUUGCAGACAGCAGCUCUACAGUCUCAUCUGCAUCUUCCGAUGACAGCGCUUCCACUGGUGAAUCUCCGCUUUCGACACCUCCCAAUACUGACGAUGAAGCAGUGUCAAUUGCCCCGCUAGUCACCAGAGCUAUUUCCAAAAUCUGCGGUAUCGAUCUCGGUCCAUCAAGUGCAUCUACAUUGCUAUCAGAACUCGGAAUUGACUCCCUCAUGGCGAUUGAAAUCGGUGCUACUCUCCAGAAACACCUCCCCAUGGUCCAGCUAGACAGCUCAAAAAUUAUGGAGAUCCUCACUGUCGGGGACCUUACACGUGAGGUAGAGAAGCUCACCGGUACAAGACCGCAACUACCAACGGAGAUCCGACCUAAGCCUAGCCGUCGGACAAGCAGCCGCAGAGAUAUGGUUGAGAAGGACAAAAGCAACGACAAUCCAGAUCGCAGUGGGAUCAAGUUGAUCCUAGCGGGGGUAUGCGGGAUUCCAGAGUUUUCACUGCGCGCAGACCAGCCACUCGGUGCAUAUGGAGUCGACUCUCUGCUCUCUAUGGAGCUCCGACAAGCGCUCAAGAAAAAGCUCAAGGUCGAGAUUUCUGCUGAACAGCUCCAUGGUGAUCUCACCGUCAGAGAGCUUGAGGACCUUAUUGUGAGAAUGAGGAAGCCAAAAGAUAGGUGCAGAGAUGGACUGCGGAAUAACAUCAGGCCCAUCCUGCUACAAAAAGGAGAUCCAGACUCUGUCCCCCUGAUUCUCUUCCACGACGGCAGUGGAUCAGUAGCUCCGUACUCCAAGCUGAAAAGAGUUCCAUUCCCACUCUACGGGAUUUCUAGUCCGAGUCUUACCCUUAAGGCUCCUAGGAUCACGACUCUAAAGGAAAUGGCUGAGCUUUAUGCGGAUGCAAUCCGUUCUACAUUUGACGGGCCUGUGGUUAUCGGAGGUUGGUCAUUCGGCGGUGUAUUGGCAUUUGAAAUUGCACAGCAUCUGAUGUCCCAAGUUGAGGGUGUUAUUUUCAUCGAUUCCCCAUCUCCAAUAAAGCACCAGCCUCUGCCGGACGCUGUAAUCCGGUAUGUACUACAGGAUCUGGAUGCAGGGACCCACGUCGUUCUUCGGACGCAGUUCACAUCAUACGCGGUAAUGCUAGGAGAAUACAGACCCUCAAAGAUACAGACAGACAUUCCUUUUGUGCUACUACAAUGUGAGCAAACAUUGAACACGACUGAGCUCUGCAACGUUGAGUAUCCCUGGCUGGAGAACGAGGCAGCUCAGCAGGAGUCAAUAUCCGAGUGGAACAUGCUACUUCACAGUAAGAUGCAUGUGUUGAAAAUUCCAGGUAAUCAUUUUGAGCCGUUUAAGCUACAGAAUGUUACGAAGGUGACGGAGAGGUUGGUUGAGGCGUAUAACUAUCUAGAACCGGCACGGAGCAAGCGUGCAGACAUGGCGGGACCUCCACAACGUCCAGACUUCUUCACCCGGUUUGACAUUGUUCAGGAGUACAUUCCCUACCCUGAAGGGCCGGAGUACGUUCCCUACCGUGAAGGGACCGAAGUAGCUAUGCCUCCCGGCACACGCAACAGCAAACGGGGGCGAAGAGAUAAUGGUCUAGAAGCUGCAAAUACAGGCCGACUAACAAGCAACAUGGCCACAACACUUGGUGGAUUCACGUUCGCGAACGGAUAUCGGCAGCCGGCCGACACGAAUCCCUGGCAGGUCGAGAAUGCAGACACCUGGGAUAAGGAGGAGCCGCACUACAGUGUUCCUCCCUCUGUUGAGCUGCUCACCUCGCCUGUGCAUAACGAUGUGGGACUCAAUUACCUCCGGACCUGGCCUACGAUAUACGAUGGGACUGCAUCCCCCCACGGGGUGCCAAGCUGGUGGAAGCCGAAAAAGAAGGUAGAUGUACUAAUAUCUGGAGCCGGCCCUAGUGGCCUACAAAUCGCGGCCAGUCUAAUUCGCCAGGGACUAUCGGUCCGCAUCAUCGACAAAGCAUCUGCUCCCUUGCUGGCUGGACGAGCGGACGGUGUCCAGCCACGAUUCCUGGAAACACUAGGAACCUGGGGUCUCGCAGAAGAGGUUGCGGAAGAGGGCCCCUUGAUCGAGCGAACGGCCAUCUACAAGAACGGAAAACCUUUGCUUCACGCUCGCUCCCACCAGUCGGACUCGAGAUACCGUGGACUGCAUGUUAUCACACAGGGCCAGAUUGAACGCAUCUACGUGCGAGACCUCUACCGACACAAGGUGCUAGUGGACCGUACCACUGUCCUGAAAGAGUACAAGGUUGAGGGAAACGAGUCCGAUUCGCAUCCAGUCAAGAGCGUUGUUACCAACACAGCGACUGGUGAAGACGAGGUCAUUGAAGCCAAGUUCCUUGUCGGUUCCGAUGGAGGAGCGAGUUCUAUUCGGCGCAGUCUUGGGAUUCCUUUUGAUGGAGUGAGUACUGAUAUCUAUUGGGGUAUUAUGGACUGUGUUUUCGAGUCGGACUAUCCUCAUGCGUGGAUUUUUGGAUCCGUGAUCAAUUCGAAGCAUGGUGGGUGUGUGAUUAUUCCUCGUGAGCAGGGAUAUAUCCGUCUGUAUACCCAGCUGGACGUCUCGAGCACCGGCUCCAUCGCUCAAUCCAGACUUGCAAGAGACAUUGAUUUUCAGGAAUCCGGAGGUCGAGUGGACGUUCACUCCAUUACUGCCGAAGAAGUUCUGGAGCAAGCGAACCGUAUAUUUGCCCCAUACAAGCUAAAAUUUGCGGCGCCUUUGAGCUGGUUCGCAAUCUGGAAGAUCAGCGAGCGCGUAGCUCGAUCAUUCUCCUCUGAGAACCUGCGCGUCUACCUGGCCGGAGAUGCUGCUCACGUCCAUAGUGUGAUGGGCGCCUUUGGUCUUAACGCUUCCAUCCUCGACUCGGCCAAUCUCGCCUGGAAACUUGGCCUCUGCGCCUCCGGUGCAGCAGAUAUAAGCUCCCUCAUGCCGACCUACGACCGCGAACGCCGUCUCCACGCCGUCCGAAUCAUAGAAACAUCAGGAAAAUACCUUCGUUUCGUCUGCAACUCCGAGCUCCCUGUUGCACGACUUUACGAAGCUGGCGCGGAUCUCGGAUUUGAUCCAUCCCGCAAAGCCCAAGCGCCCAAGGCAAAGACUAACGGAGCAAGCAACGGAGCUGCAUACGGGAAUCAUGGCAAACCAGAGACAAACGACCACGGACAUCAUAAUGGAGUGAAGCUUUCUGUUACUAACGGGGUCGAGACCAACGGCCACAAGAUCCACCUGAACGGUAAGACGCGGCAUACCAGCGAAGAGGAGGCUGAGCGACAGGAGGACUUGGAGUUCAUCCGAACCUUCUUUCCCGAGUACAGUCAAUUCCUCCUAGGCACUGACUGCGAGUAUGGCAUGUCUUGCAUCGCUCCACAGGAGCCUACCGUCGGGACGGGGAGAAAACCAACAGUGCUCCGUAACGGAGUGCGAGCCCCUAGCCCUCGCGUGUGCUUCAGCACGGGUUCAACAGGCUAUCUAUACGAUAAGAUGAAGGGAGCUAACCGGUUCCACGUUGUUGUCUUUGGAUCUGAUCUUCUCGGACCUGUGAGGACACGACUCGCCGCUUUUUCUCAGGCUUUAGCGCACGAGAGUCAUUUCUUUAACCGAUUCGGUGGUAGCCGGCGAUUUAACAUUCUCCUCGUCGCGAAAGGCCCACCGUUUGAGCUGGAGGAGCGACUCCAGGGUGACGAUGUGGCUGCCCUCAAAGAGAGCGCCGUGGUUAUCUCGGAUGAUCGCACGCCGGAAGACGAUGCACACUCUUCUUACGGGGUUGACCAUGUUACUGGUGCUGUGGUAGUUGUUCGACCGGAUCUGUGGGUUGGGAAGACGGCGGCUCCAGACCAGGUGGACGAGUUGGAUAGUUAUUUUUCGUCCUUCCUUAUUCCCGUUGAUAGACAUUCAUGA